AGAGAAAGUUUCCAAGAUGGCGGUACAGACCUGCCUGUUCGCUGGAAAACAAUAGAAACAGUACAGAGGGAAGGAGUUAGCCUGUGCUGGCGAACGAAUCUGCUUUGAGGCGCACACACUCGGGUUCGGCCAGGGGCAGGGAUAUCAGCGGCGUUGACUCGGAAUAAAUAUAAUUAAAGUAUGUGUAUUAAUUUAAAUGUUUCAGGCUAGCCACUUUGCUAGUCGAGCUCUCACUAGCCUUUCUACCCAAAACACUGCGCUAUAGGCUAGCGGCUAACGGCUACAAGGAGGCGGAGGAUCAGCUGUUCGCUGGACAGAUGCUGUAGGAAGAGCGGACAGCUACACUCUCACAUGAGUGCCGCGGUGACUGAAGGCCAUUAGCGAAACAAAGGUCGCCUCCAUGGAGCCAGCACAGGAGUCUUUGUAAAGGGCGAGGGGGGGUGUAUAGACGCCCAGAGUGAAAAAGAGCCAAAUUCAGCAUUUUAUGGACGAAACCUGAGCCGGGAGUUUACUGCAAGUCUUUAUUGAUGAUGGCGGAUUUUGUUACACCGCGACACAGCGUGGUGAUGGAGAGGCUCCGCCGGAGGAUCGAGCUCAUCCGGCAGCAUCACAACAGCUGCGAGAGCCGCUACGAGAACGCGAUGCUGGAGCGGCUGGAGCCGGAGAGGCAGCAGACCCUCGCCCUGCAUCAGCGCUGCUUGCAGACCAAAGCCAAGCGGGCCAGCAAGCACCGGCAGCCCCAGCCCAGCGGUGACCAGGCCGGCCAGAGAGCCCCGGGCGGCGGCGGAGGCGGCGCGGAGCACGGGGAGAGCGGAGGGACGGCGACGGAGCAGAGUCGGAACAGCACCCUGAUCGCGUUGCAGGAAACGGUGAAGAGGAAGCUGGAGAGCGCCAGUUCUCCACUGAGCAGAGAUCAGGUUAACGGCUACAGCGAUGGCUUCCCCCCCAACAAGAAGGCCUGUCUGGAUAAUGGCACGUCCAACGGCUCCCCGCUGGACUCCAAGCUGGGGAUCAGCGACUCGCUCAACUCUAACGGGACCCACGGGCCGGCUGGCGAGCUGGUGGACGUCUGCAGCAGUGAGGUGGGGUCAGACUUCCAUCGGAAAGAGAUGAAGCAGGAGCCGGAGGACAUCCUGCCCAUCAUGCCCCCGUCGGGAGGAGGAAACAACAGCCUGUUCCCCGACCUGAACCUGAACGAGCAGGAGUGGAAGGAGCUGAUGGAGGAGCUGAACUGCUCCGUCGCCAUCGAGGACAUCCAGGACAUCCUCAGUGAAGGAUUUGAGGACCGCAAAGACCUUCUGGAGCUGGUACCGACUCCAGGUGGAGGGGGGGGCGGCGGGAGGAGUGGUGGAGGAGGCCAGUCGUCCCAGGGACUGCUUCCUCCGGAUCUGGCCACGGUGAAGACCGAGUUUUCCCCAGCCUCCGCGGUCUUCGAGCAGGACUCUCACACCAGCACCGCGUCAACUGGACCACAUCCCCACCCCACCAGCUCCCCCGUUGCCUCCUCCUCCGCCCCCUCCCCAGCUCUCCUUCCAUCCCAGCCAGCUCCUCACCAGAGGCAGCUCCAGCCUCCACCCAACCACCUUCUGCCUCCGGGGCCCCCAGGUCCCAAAGACCUGUCCCCUGCCCAGCAGCUUCAGCAGCUGGCAGCCCAGCAGCAGCGAGUCCAGAAACUCAGAGUUCAGAAGCCGCAGCAGCCACCUGCCAGGGGCCCCCACAAUCACCCCUCACCGUGGCCCCAGAUGGCCAACACCUCUCAGAGUCAGCUGGGGGGCCCGUUUGGUAUGGACAAGUCCACGUCCCCCUCCCUUUACCCACAGGACUUUAACCCGAACACCCAGAAGCAACUAUUGAUGUCCACCCAACCCAACAAGAGCUCUCCAAAAGCGGGGGCCAGCAACUACAUGCAGGGGCCCGCCGGACACUCCAACAUGCUUAGUCAUCUGCCAGCAGCGGUGACCCAGACCCCGGCAUCGAUGUUGAACUACAACAACACCAAACCUCUGUCACACUUCGAGGUGGGGCCCGGACCCCCACCACGGCCCCCCAACACACAGAACCAGAACAAGGUUGCCCUGCUGUCCCUUCUCCGCCAGCAGCAGCAGCAGAAGAGCAGCAUGAACUUCAGGCAGCACAUACCACACACACAGGACCAGAACACCUACCCCGCUCCACCACAGGGUCCAGGCCCUGCCGCUGCCAUGACAUCUGGGCCUGGAAACAAUCCCAUGGCAGCCCAGUCGGGGGCGAAUGUCAUGGCAGGUAACCACGGCAAUGCUGCGUAUCUGAGCAACCAGGCAGCGGUGGCAGCAGCAGCACUGAAACAGCAGCAGAUCCUGGAGCAGCAGAAGAAGCAGCAGCAGCAGUACAUGCAGAGGCAGCAGAUCAUGGCUGAACAGGAGAAACAGCGCCAGCAGGACCAGCAGCUGCAACGACAUCUGACCCGGCCUCCCCCGCAGUACCAGGACCAGCCAGGACCACCAGCCAAUCAGAACCCGUUUCCACAGCAACCAGUCAGUCAGUUUCCAGCUUCCUCUCAGCCAAUGGGCAGUGUCGGCUCCAUGGGAGGCCCCGCCCCCGGGUCCCGCAUGUUCCCUCAGAACCAAGGCAUGAUGGGUAUGAAUAUGGGUCAAGGCAGCGGGCCAGGAGGAGGUGUGGCUCCGCCCCCUACGGUGAGUCAGCCUGACAUCAGUCUGCCAUCCUGUGGAGGGGGCGCGGCUGGCGUGGACGUCCUCUACAACAACAUGAACCUUCACCCCAACCACCCCAACCACCCACCCCAGCAGGGGGGCCUGCAGCGCCAGCCUCUGGGCUCCAUGAGCGCCACCUACAGGCAGAACCUGCUGGCACAGCAGCAGCAGCACCUGAAGCCGCAGCCCAACGCAGCCAUGUUGAAACAGCAGCAGUUGGUGGCUGUCACUCGCAUGCCGGGCGCCAUGCAGAGCAGCAUGGCAGGUGGCCUGUCUGGGCCUAUGCAGGGCGCCCAGAACCCGGCCUGGCAGCAGCAGCUCGCCAACCAGCCGCCAUCCAGUAACGCCUUUAACAACCCCCCCAAUGCCUUCCACAUGCAGCAGCAGCAGCCACGCAUCCCCAAGAUGCCCUCGGGCUCCACCCCCUUUGGUGCCAACCCCGGCGGGCGCCCCAUGACCGGUCUAAGUCCUGGGCAGCAGAUAAUGCAGACAAACAUGGCCGCCACCCAACAGAGGGUGCCUCCAAACCCACAGAGCCUGGGCCAAACGAUGGCCAAUCAGCAGCAGACUCAGCAGCAGCAGGCCAAUCAGAACCAGGCUGUUCUCCCUGACAUGGCAGCGUUUGGACAGGGCAACAGUCGCCAGGGAAUGCAGUGUAACCAAGGAUACCAGGUGAGCAGGACUGCCAGCCAGCAGCAACAGGUGUCGUUCGGAUACAACGUGGCGGCGGGGAGCUUUGCCGCCGAGAGUGAGCUAGUGGACUCGCUGCUGAAGGGGCAGAGCACCCAGGAGUGGAUGGCCGACCUGGACGAGCUGCUCGCCAGCCACCAGUAGAUCCACACACCUGUCCUCACCUGCUGAGUGAGCCGCUGACCACUUCCUGCUGCGUCUGAUGUGUUGAAGUCACCACGUUAACGUCGUUGCUGAGGCGCCAUCUGACUGUCGGCCCGUUUACAUCCUGAAGGUUUGUUUACAUCUGUAAACAAGCUGCUUCCUGAUUCGCUGGGCCUGACAGUCACCUGUCAGGAGCAGAAAACGUGCUGAGAGGCCAGACCCUGGGUGAGCUGACUGGUUGUAAACAAAACCAGUUCAGUCAAGAAGAGUGAAGUCAACAAACAUUUAAAAACAUGCUGAUGUAGGAGCGAUUUGCUCUCCUGGUGGAAAGCUACUGAAAACUAAAGAGACAAAUCGUUUAAAUUUAACCUCAAACAGCUGAUAAU
Melanotaenia boesemani (Boeseman's rainbowfish) is the source of this 3910-nucleotide messenger RNA. It is a transcript of the gene maml1, whose product is annotated as mastermind-like transcriptional coactivator 1. NCBI's taxonomy places the organism in Eukaryota, Metazoa, Chordata, Actinopteri, Atheriniformes, Melanotaeniidae. Gene Ontology annotation, molecular function: transcription coactivator activity. The record is from RefSeq and is a predicted model, not a curated record. Gene Ontology annotation, biological process: positive regulation of transcription of Notch receptor target; Notch signaling pathway. Gene Ontology annotation, cellular component: nuclear speck; nucleoplasm.